AUGAACAGCUACAAGAGCGGACCGCCUCCACACUCAAAUCAACAAGAGAACGAGUCGGUUACACAAUCAAUCAGAAGAUUUCCCAAGACUUUGGUAUGGUGCCUGGCUCUAACCUCGGGCAUUCUUCUUUAUGGAUAUGAUCUUGUCAUCGUGGGCAAUGUAUCAUCUAUGCCUGAGUUCCAGAAAGACUUUGGCCGUGAACUGGAUGGAAAGCUUAUAAUUCCAGCCCUCUGGCUAGGCCUCUGGAAUAUCGCAAACCCCAUUGGCGGCAUACUCGGUGCUCUUGCAGGAGGCUAUAUCCAGGACCGCACAGGGCGGCGCCGCUCGCUAGUAGUCGCAAGCAUCAUAUCUGCUGUCGGGGUAGCCAUAGCAUACGUAUCGAAUCUUUCCAACGACAUAACCGGUCGACGGUCCGUCUUCUUUACCGCGAAGCUGGUCCAGGGUUUCGCAGUCAAUAUGGUCAUGUGCACGACACAGACCUACAUGUCAGAAGUCCUCCCUCCCAUCUUACGCGGUCCAAUCCUCGCGUUCUUCCCUAUCUUCACCCUCCUAGGCCAGUUGAUAGGAAGCAUAGUCGUCUAUAUCUCACUGGGUAAACCUGGCUCCGACGGCUAUAAGCACUGCUUCAUCUCCGAAUGGGCCUUUUCUCUCCUACCACUAGCGGUCUCACUCUUAAUGCCAGAGAGCCCGGCAUAUUUGAUCCGCAAGAACAAUCUCGACGCAGCCCGGAAAAGCCAACAGCGACUCGUCUCUUCGUCAGAGGAUACAGAUACAGUCCUCGAACAAACCCGCCUCCCCAUCGAGCUAGAAGGCCAAACAAACGAAGGCUCCACCCCGGGAUACAUCGACUGCUUCAAGGGCCCGAACUGCCGGCGAACGGGGAUUGUCCUAUUCGCAAGCCUCCUUCCACAACUCUUCGGGUUAACCUUACUAGCAAAGGGCAGUUACUUCAUGCAAAUCGUCGGCAUGAAUGCGCGUAACAGCCUGGUCUUCCUCCAGGUGGGCAUCGGUUUAGGUCUCGCCGCCAACGUCGGGAGUAUGCUCACAGUAGCCAAAUUCGGGCGUCGUCCUCUCGUUAUUUUCGGGUUAACUGUUUGCAUCUUCCUCUGGACGGGAAUGGGUGUUGCUGGUUGUUUCUCUGGGACUGUCACAGUCUGGUACACCCAAAUAACCCUAAUGAUAAUAAUAACAACCGUAGGCCUAACAGCCUGGCCCGCCUCAUACGCCAUCGGCGCCGAAGUUUCCUCGCUCCAACUACGCGCCAAAUCACAGGGCCUGGGGUGGCUCGUCAACUGUCUCUCAAACGGGAUUCUGGGCCUGGUGCUACCUUAUAUCUUCAAUGACGAUGAGGGCGCGCUUGGUGCGAAGACGGGGUUUGUGUAUGCUGGGUUUUGUAUCGUAGCACUGGGUUUAGCCUGGAUGAUUGUUCCUGAGAUGAAGGAUAAGUCGGUCGUGGAGAUUGAUGAGAUGUUUGAGGAGCGUAGGGGUUGGGUUAGGGUAUAA
Aspergillus versicolor CBS 583.65 is the source of this 1503-nucleotide messenger RNA. RefSeq lists its product as uncharacterized. Bases 1 to 1503 code for a protein of 500 amino acids. Gene Ontology annotation, biological process: carbohydrate transport; transmembrane transport. Gene Ontology annotation, molecular function: carbohydrate:proton symporter activity. The record is from RefSeq and is a predicted model, not a curated record. The transcript is spliced from 3 exons. Gene Ontology annotation, cellular component: membrane. NCBI's taxonomy places the organism in Eukaryota, Fungi, Ascomycota, Eurotiomycetes, Eurotiales, Aspergillaceae.